GUGGAAAACUGUGGUCUCCGGGUUAGGCAACAACACCCAGGCCCUCUUCUCUGAAUCAUAGUUCUGCCAAAAUACGCAGAACAAGAGCUCGGCGGUGCCGAGUCUGGCGCACUGCGCUACUUCUGGCUAACAGCCGGUCCACCCCAGGUACCUUUGGGAGUGACCGGCUGCCCCAGGCGGCUCCGGGGAAGGGGUGGAGACAGAGCGCUCGCCUCGCGGCAGGUCAGGCCUAGGGCCCCGGGCAGGGCCGCCGCCUCCGCGCACCCCUUCCCUCCGCCUCUCGGGACGCCCGGCCUUGCCCCGCGGGCUGCCGGCUGCCAGGCGCCCGAGAAGCGUGCCACGGGAGCGGGGCGGGCGGGGCGCAAGCGCUUCCUGUGCCAGGUUUCCGGCUCCGGGUCCCCGGAGGAGGGCCGCGGGGCCAGAGGCGGAGCCGCCGCCCGGCCGCGACUUUCAGACUCGGACCAUGGCCUCGCGCUGGUGGCGGUGGCGGCACGGCUGCUCCUGGAGGCCGGCGGCGCGGAACCCCGGGUCCGGCUCUCGCCGCCACGCGGGGCCACCCGGGCCGCGCGCCACUCCCGACCCCAUAGCGCAGAUCCCAUGUUUUAGUCUUGUGAAGAGUUUAACUUCUGCUUUUCCAAAUGUAUAUACUAUGUCACGGUUUCAUCACAUGACACCAGCAGUGUGCUGUUGUAGUAAAACACAGAGUGGUGAGAAAUACACCGAUCCCUUUAAACUGGGUUGGAGAGACUUGAAAGGUCUGUAUGAGGACAUUAGAAAGGAGCUGCUCAUAUCUACAACAGAACUUAAGGAAAUGUCUGAGUACUACUUUGAUGGAAAAGGAAAAGCCUUUCGACCAAUAAUUGUGGUGCUAAUGGCCAGAGCAUGUAAUAUUCAUCAUAAUAACUCCCGAGAUAUGCAAGCCAGCCAGCGCUCCAUAGCCUUAAUUGCAGAAAUGAUCCACACUGCUGGUCUGGUUCACGACGACGUUAUUGAUGACGCAAGUUCGAGAGGAAAACAUACGGUUAAUAAGAUCUGGGGUGAAAAGAAGGCUGUUCUUGCUGGAGAUUUAAUUCUUUCUGCAGCAUCUAUAGCUCUGGCACGGAUUGGAAACACAACUGUUAUAUCUAUUUUAACCCAAGUUAUUGAAGAUUUGGUGCGUGGUGAAUUUCUUCAGCUAGGGUCAAAAGAAAAUGAGAAUGAAAGAUUUGCCCACUAUCUUGAAAAGACCUUCAAGAAGACCGCAAGUCUGAUAGCCAACAGUUGUAAAGCAGUCUCUGUCCUAGGAUGUCCUGACCCAAUGGUGCAUGAGAUUGCCUAUCAAUAUGGAAAAAAUGUGGGAAUAGCUUUUCAGCUCAUAGAUGAUGUACUGGACUUCACCUCCUGUUCUGAUCAGAUGGGCAAACCAACAUCUGCUGAUCUGAAACUCGGGUUAGCCACUGGCCCAGUCUUGUUUGCUUGUCAGCAGUUCCCAGAAAUGAAUGCAAUGAUAAUGAGACGGUUCAGUUUGCCAGGAGAUGUGGACAGAGCUCGACAGUACGUACUACAGAGUGAUGGUGUGCAACAAACAACCUACCUCGCGCAGCGGUACUGCCACGAAGCAGUAAGAGAGAUCAGUAAACUUCGACCAUCCCCAGAAAGAGAUGCCCUCAUUCAGCUCUCAGAAAUUGUACUUACAAGAGAUAAAUGACAACUCUUUCUGUUCUUUCUGGCAGCUAUUUUACCAGAUUGUGCCUAAAGAAUUUUGUGGAAUAUACUUUGUUUGCUUCAUAUGCAAAUAACCAAAAAUCAUUUUAAAAAAUAAUUCCAAUCUUAUUGAUGGGCAAUUUUUUUUAUUGGCAAAGUUUUCCACAGAACUUUUUAAAUGUAAUUAAUUAAACUGCCUGAAUCUGUCAUGUAACCCUUUAAAUUCUAAUCGAGGUAUCUUGAUGGUUAUUUGUGGUAUUUGUUUACACUGUUAAUAUCCACAUGUAAAGCCAUUACACAAAUAAAUAAUCAAUGUUAAAACUCAAACGGUUUGUCUUGUUUCACCAUAGGAGUAAAGGUCAGAAAAUUGUGAAGUCUGCUCUUAAAUCCACAUUAUUUAUAUUUUAACAGUAUCCAAAAUUUCAUAUAGGAGAAUGGUUUAUUAUAAAAGACUGUACAUAAAAUUUAGACAACAGGUUAUAUACAAAUUAAGAGAACAUUCCACUUGAAGAAAAAAGAAGGUAGCUAGUUGAUCACUAAUGAUACUUUGUUUGAAAUUAACAAAGGCAAAAUGCAUAUGAAACAGUCACAUUGAUUUGGUAGUAAUAAUGGUCUUUAAUUUUCAGAAAUAAAUGUUUUGCACUAGUCUCACCAUUCACUAUGCUGUUAAGUCUGUAACGCCCAGUACAUAACUUUAAUUUGAAAUUCAAAUAAAUCCUCAAUACACAGAAACCCACACUGAGUGCUCUACUUUAAUAUCCUAAGCAAUACAGAAUUAUACACAAGAUAAGAAGAGAAAACAUCCCUCUAACCUUCCCUUAAAUUAAGAGGAGACACACAAAGUGCAUGUGUUGCAUUUCAAUACAAAUCUGUUGGUUAAGUAUAUCUCUGUUCACUGAUUAAUACAUGACCCAUCUUCUUUCCCAAUUAUUUUAAAAUCUUAUG
This is a messenger RNA of Sciurus carolinensis (gray squirrel), 2628 nucleotides long. RefSeq names its product decaprenyl diphosphate synthase subunit 1 (gene Pdss1). The record is from RefSeq and is a predicted model, not a curated record. Gene Ontology annotation, molecular function: prenyltransferase activity. Gene Ontology annotation, cellular component: transferase complex; mitochondrion. Gene Ontology annotation, biological process: isoprenoid biosynthetic process; ubiquinone biosynthetic process. NCBI's taxonomy places the organism in Eukaryota, Metazoa, Chordata, Mammalia, Rodentia, Sciuridae.